AUGAAGACUCUCCUUAUUACACUUUCUGCCUUAGUGCUCUUUUUGGGAAUUCUUGCUGCUUCCAUUGAGGCUCAACAGGCUCAUUGCUUUGAUAAAUCCUUCCAAACUCAACUCCGCGUUUUUGAACCAAAGAGAGAUUUUAUUGAUACUCAAAUGCUCUUUGUUGAUGCCGAUGCUGGUUUGACCAGAACUGAUAUGAUCAUGAGAGAACCAGUCGCGAGAAAUGUGAGCGUUUAUAUCAAUUACAAACUCAACAAGAGAUGGAUUUAUGAGGUUGCUCAGAACUUUUGCCAUUCUGAUGUUGUUACUCAACCUCAACAACCUUUCUGUAUUUCAUCCAAUGCCACUUAUGUAAGAUCUGACGUCAUUGGAGGAACCCUUAAGGUUGAUGUUUAUGAUGAGAAAUUGUUCGGUUUCUCUGCUCGUAUUCUCUAUGCUCCUGCAACCAAUACUCCUGUCGAAGUUAUGACUAAGGCCGGUGGCUUUGGCAAUGGAAUGAUCAUUGAGGAGUACUUUAACUGGAUUCAUCAAAAGCCUGCUCCUGCAGUCUUCACUUUGCCUCAAGCUUGCAAGAACGUUGCUGCUCAAAGAGCUGCUGUCUCCCCACAAAAUAAGGUAAUGAUCACUGAAGUUACCAAGAGAGUCGAUUCUUUGCUCUACAGAAAGAGUGUCAAGACCUUGCUCAGCCAACAAUAA
Molecule: messenger RNA, 696 nt
Organism: Naegleria fowleri
Lineage: Eukaryota; Heterolobosea; Eutetramitea; Acrasida; Naegleriidae
Exons: 2
Coding region: 1-696 (231 amino acids)
Biological process (GO): cell-matrix adhesion
Cellular component (GO): lysosome; extracellular region
Molecular function (GO): calcium ion binding
Source: RefSeq, a predicted model, not a curated record